UCUGCUGUGAUGGCAGAGAGGGGAUUGCUUAUCCUUCUGCUUGCAGGAUUUUGUGUGCCUGCUACCAACCAGAUCAGAAAACAUGUGUUUGUGGAAACUGAGAUGACCUGGUCUGAAGCUCAGAGCUACUGUAGAGAGAAGCACACAGACCUGGCCACUGUGCGCAGCCAGGAAGAAGCAGAGCAGCUCUUAAAUAUUAUAGGAUAUUCUCUCACUGAUACUGCCUGGAUCGGGCUGUAUCAUGAUGACACUCAGAACUGGCAGUGGUCUAACAGCGAUGAUGUCAUCUACUACUCUAACUGGACAGCAGAGCUCUUCUGUGCUUCAAUCAAUUCACUGGGAGGAUCGAAGACAAGCAACAUCACUGAGAGAUACACCCUGAUUGAAGAACUGAAAACCUGGACUGAAGCUCAGCAGUACUGUAGAGAACACCACACCGACCUCGUCAGCAUAAAGAACGCCAGUGAAAAUGAAGACCUAGUGAAGAAAGCGCAGGGCUAUUCCUUCUGGAUAGGCCUGUUCAAUAACCCAUGGAAGUGGUCACACCAGGGGGAUAACUACACAUUUCACAACUGGAACACAGGGGAACCAAACAAUGCGGGAGGCAAUGAGAACUGUGUUGAGAUAGGUGUAAUGGGUAAUCAGUAUUUAUCCAGAGGGGAAUGGAAUGAUGUGAAUUGCAGGUUGAUGCUCCCCUUCUUCUGCUUUGACGAAGCAGAACCCACAAGCCUCCCCUCCACUCCGGUCUCUCAAGAAGCAGAAUCCUCAAGCCUCCCCUCCACUCCGGUCUCUCAAGAAGCAGAAUCCUCAAGCCUCCCCUCCACUCUGGUCUCUCAAGAUCCAACCCCCUCUGAGUCGCUUUCUACACCGGCCUCUAAAGAUCCACAGGACACCACCAUUGUUCAGUCUGACUCUCAGAACUCUCCAACCACCGGGCCAGCCGCUUCCCAAACACCAGAUGGAGGAGAAAAAUCCCAGCAGCCUUCCACGAUGGACAGCACCUCUCCUCGAGCCAGCUCCCCUGGGCACUCCAGCUCCUGGCUCUCUGGCACUUCACCCACAGUAACAGUCACUCUAGUCCCUGAGGAGCUCCACCUGAUCUCUGACAGUAUGGUCUGGCCAGAGGCUUGGCAGUACUGCAGGGAUCACUACACUGACCUAGUGAGCCUCACAAGCCUGGCUGCACAAAACAGAGUGUCAGAGCUCGUCAGGAACAGCACUGCGUCGCGAUUCUGGAUCGGCCUGCACAGAACUGUUGUGUAUGAUAACUGGUACUGGGUUGCUGGUAAGGAUAAGAGGGCCCCCCUAAACUACACUAACUGGGCCCCUGGGGAGCCCAACAAUCCUUACUAUGAGCACUGCGGGGAGAUGGUGCUGGGGGAGGAUGGGGGGGCUGAGUGGAAUGAUCUGUGCUGCUAUGAAAAGCUCCCCUUUAUCUGUUUCAAAGGUUAAAAACACAUCUGAAAGGUUUUAUAGCACUGCUUCUCAAACAUUCUAUAGUAUAAAGUCACUUUAGUCAAAAAUAAAAAGCGAUUUACAAAAACGUUAUAGAAAUAUCUGAGUCUAAAUUUUGUUGUAUAAACGUAGCAUGUGUGAAUAAUAAAGCAAAACAAAAUCUUGUAUGUGACAGAGUUUGGCAAUGCAAGAGUCCUGUAGAUGAAAUUUCUGUGUAGCAAUCUUAAAGGAGCAAUAAUUAAUUAUGAAAGACUUAUUGAGGCUGAUUGUGAGGAAGUGAGGUGGGGAAGCAUUAUACUGUUGCACAAGCUUCAGUGCACAAUGCUUGUCUUAUGGUCUUCAUUGUACAGUGCAACACUAAUAUGAUUCACCUCCUUAUGAUCAGCAUUGAGGAGUCUUUUCAGAAGCCAUUGUCCUCCACUUGUUUUUUUUAAUUCAGGAUACGCAGCUAUUUAAAAUGCCAGGCUGUAGAUAAACUGCUGCAUCCUGGUACCUGUGCUGUAGGUCACUGGGUCUGAUUGAGGCCGGACCAUUGGAGAGAGUUUGAACUGUAAUACAUCAUAUAGGAUGUAUUGUUAGAGGGAAGUAGAGAGGGUGAAAGGGUCUUAUUUAAUAUUUGUCUAAUUUCUGCUUUUUGCCUUUAAAAAAAAGAUUCUAUAAUAUUUAAGUAGGUUUUACACAUUUAAAUAAUGCUUACAUAUUUCAGUAGUAUUUAAAACAUUUGAACUUGUUAAAUUAGUUUUUACAUAUUUAAGAAGGUGUGUCUGUAUUUGGGUCCUGGAUAUUGUCAUCAGCACCAGUAUAACAAAAUCAAAAGAAAACUUUUAUUUUCCUUGUUUGCACUUUUGUGUUGCUUCCCUGAGCUACAGCAGAGCGGACAUUCAUACCCCCCUGCUGCUGCAGGUAGUCGCAGGAGUGUGUCUGUUUAGAGAACAUUAGAGUGACAGAAGGAGGGAGGGAGGAAACUUGUGUGUCUGUCUGCCUGCAGCUGAAACUACCAGCCUCUAGGGAAUGUACACAAACUGGACAGCCAACAGGGUCUGGUUUCUGAUGAUGCAGAUUGCACCUAAUGCUAAUCUGUGUUCGAAUGUAGUUAAUAGGUACACUGUAAUCAUAUUUAACUAACCAAAAUAGAAACUAUGUUAUGUACUGAGUGAGUCUCUUCUGUCUAUUUAUAUUCUGUAUUGCUGCAUAUAUUGAUAGUCUGUAUGUUUUGCUGGUAUAAAAAUAAAAAAAUGAU
This is a messenger RNA of Acipenser ruthenus (sterlet), 2695 nucleotides long. RefSeq names its product C-type mannose receptor 2-like. The transcript has 9 exons. Bases 10 to 1452 code for a protein of 480 amino acids. The record is from RefSeq and is a predicted model, not a curated record. NCBI's taxonomy places the organism in Eukaryota, Metazoa, Chordata, Actinopteri, Acipenseriformes, Acipenseridae.